AUGCCCCAGUUCACAGCAGUAAUAAACCCAGCACUGGAUAAGCACUUUCCAGCCCAUUCUGGGGUCCGAGUAAUCGCAGAGCCAGGCCGCUACUAUGUGUCUUCAGCCUACACGUUGGCCGUCAACAUCAUCACAAAGAAAGAGAAGAUUGAGGAGCAGAUGGCCUGUGAUGAUGAAGGUGAUGGGGCCAACAAGAGGACCUUGAUGUACUACGUGAAUGACGGGAUCUAUGGCUCGUUCCACAACAUCCUUUUUGGCGCCAGAUAUAUGCCAAGUCUGCACAAGAAACCCAAGCCGGACGAGCCCAUGUACCCCUGCAGCAUCUGGGGCCAGACCUGUAACUGGACUGCAUUGUGGAGCGGAGAUCUGCUGGAUCCACUGCCUGGAGAUUGGAAAGGAGAGGCGGGGCCUUAA
Molecule: messenger RNA, 414 nt
Organism: Conger conger (European conger)
Lineage: Eukaryota; Metazoa; Chordata; Actinopteri; Anguilliformes; Congridae
Product: ornithine decarboxylase 1-like
Exons: 3
Coding region: 1-414 (137 amino acids)
Cellular component (GO): cytoplasm
Molecular function (GO): ornithine decarboxylase activity
Source: RefSeq, a predicted model, not a curated record